AUGAGUUCAGGAUAUGGCAUGCAUGGCGGCGUCGGCCGUUGCUUUCCUUUCUGGCAGGAGGUCAUGGCCUGCUAUGUCGUCAACACAUCCGCCGCAGACGACUCAGGCAAGAAGAAGUGCUCGCCCGUCCUAGAGGAUUACUACGAGUGCCUACACCACAAGAAGGAGCAUGCGAGAGCGCUGGCUUUACAAGCCGCAUAUGCCCGAGCUCAAUCAGCAACCGCACGAGACGAUGCGCCGAGUGCGAGCCAGAUCCGGAAUCUGGGGCUGCUAGGGAAGACGGAGGACACAAAAGCGGUGCUUGGACAGGGAAAUUGA
Trichoderma aggressivum f. europaeum is the source of this 318-nucleotide messenger RNA. RefSeq lists its product as uncharacterized. The transcript has 3 exons. Gene Ontology annotation, biological process: mitochondrial respiratory chain complex I assembly. The coding region runs from base 1 to 318 and encodes 105 amino acids. The record is from RefSeq and is a predicted model, not a curated record. Lineage: Eukaryota; Fungi; Ascomycota; Sordariomycetes; Hypocreales; Hypocreaceae.